UCGGAAUUUGAACUGUCAUACCAUAUAUAAGAUGUUCCUCUCCUGGACAUUAUCACUGGAUAUUGAUAGUGUAAAUAUGUUCAGCCAACUCGCAGUGCAGUUUUCCUUUAUCUGCAAUUGAUUGAAUUGGGGCCUUUAGUACCAACGUUUGAAAAUGUUAUCGAGUACCUAUAAAUAGUUUGUCUUCUGAAAUUCUCAUUGAGUUCUUGUCUUCAUUUUGUCAUUGCCUUCUUACAGUGAAAUUUAGGGUUAUCACCUUGGAUACCAAUUUUAGCCCUGUCAAUCAGCUGUACAAUGUUGUGGAACUUGAGGAUAUUCAUCAGAACAGGAUUGGCCAGUGGGUCAAUACAUCAUCUAGCGGCAACAUUCUGCAGCUUUCUCACCCCCUGAACUCUGAAGCACCCGUAGGAUCCUAUGCGAUUGUAGUGUGGAUUGGUGAUAAGAAAAUAUACCAUCACUUCAAGGUAGAAAAAUAUGUUUUGCCAAAGUUUGAGAUCAAAAUGAACCUCAGCGAUGAGAUCAGCAUUGUUCAAGAAGAGUAUAAAGUAGAAGUGUGUGCAACAUACACGUAUGGACACCCUGUACCUGGAAAAGCAGAGGGAGAGUUGUGCCGACAUUUACUGUACAAUAUAAUGAUACCAAUAAUAAUUGAUGAGAAAAAUCAACAAGGAGUUCCUGAUUAUACACACCCCUGUCACAAAGAGUCAAUAGAGAUGGACCAAACUGGCUGUGCUUCUCAUGUCUUCAACAUGUCCAUUUUCACAAAGAAUGCUGGAGAGAAAAUUCUCAUAGACAGGUUUAGUUUUAAUGCAAAAGUAGAGGAGGAGGGGACAGGUAUUACACGGUCAGAGGAAAAACACAUAGCGCUCUCCUAUGCGAUUGGAAAACUCACGUUUGUCGACACGCCCAAAAUCUAUGAGCAUGGAUCAAUUAUCGAGGGCAAGAUAAACAUUGUUCACUUCAACAACACACCUAUCUCUGACAUGUUAGUCUACCUGUUGGAGAAGAAAGGCUGGUCCUCACAUCAUCUCCAGAACCUAACCACAGACAGUCAUGGUAUUGCCAGUUUCUUCCUCAACACAACCACUAUGGCCAAAGAGGAUAUUAACCUCAUAGUUAGCAACACACCAGAAGUGGAGAACACUAGAUACAGGGUCCCCUAUUUCAACAGGGGGCACCACAUACUCUCACUGAUCCAGCCCACUGCCCCUCACAGUAAAACAUCCAGCUCUCUGGCUAUUCAGAAGACAGAGAAACCACUGGCAUUGUGGGGAGGAAGUGUCAAUCACCAUCCAGUAUGCUAUCGUAGGGGAGACCGUCCCAAAGAGCUCCGUGGAUGUCAUCUACCUGGCCUUAUCCAGAGGGGCGAUACUUCAGCAUGGACAUAUGAAGUAACUGAGGGUGAAGUCACCUUGAAGUUGGCAGUGGUUCCAGAGAUUGCGCCGUUGGUACAGGUCCUGGUGUACAGUAUGCUACCCAGCGAGACUGUCAUCGCCCACAGCAUGAACUUCCCCACUGAGAAAUGCUUCAGCGGUCUGGCGGAGAGGUGCUGGGUACCGGUGGGGGACAUUCUGGACCCUUCACUCCUGAGAGACUUCCACCGCCUCCACCGCCGUGGGUUAUUCUGUCACGUUCGUUGAAUGGAGGUGACCAAGGCGCAGCGUGAUGUUACUUUUAAUAAAGACGGACACUAAACAAACUAUACAAAAUAACAAAACGAACGUGAAGCUAUCAUACAAAAGUGCAGACACAGGCAACUAGACAGACAAUAACCCACCAAUUACCCAAAGAA
This is a messenger RNA of Oncorhynchus gorbuscha (pink salmon), 1792 nucleotides long. Its product is annotated as ovostatin homolog. The transcript is spliced from 12 exons. Bases 501 to 1640 code for a protein of 379 amino acids. NCBI's taxonomy places the organism in Eukaryota, Metazoa, Chordata, Actinopteri, Salmoniformes, Salmonidae. The record is from RefSeq and is a predicted model, not a curated record.